UGCACCGGAAGUUGUUGCGAAAACCUGCUGCGGCAACAAGUGUCGACUGGAAAUAUGUUGUUUACUUUUACAUUUUCUUAUCUAGAGCAGUUCUCUUAUCUCUGCUGCUGCCCGGAGCGCUAAGCUCUGAUUUUCUACACUGUCGGACUCCCUGUAGAAAAGUUUGUAGCUGGUCGAGCAUUUCUCUUUAUUCCGCUGUGAAAUCCAAACUGUUGUUACUAUGGCUGAGCCACAUCUCCUUACAGGGCAGCCUUUACACACAGUUCAACAGAGGAAUGGUUCAACCACAGCUGCCACUUCUCGCUCAGAGGACUCAGUGGCCAAGGCCAGCGGGAUCAUCCCUGCUGCAAUUGCUGCCACCCUGUUCAUCGCCUUCAUACUUGCUCUCUACACUGUCCUCUGGAGGUGCAUGGUGUCGCCACCACAGCGAAAGCACAGCAGGGUGAGAAUGAGAGGACAGCCGAGGGUUUCUGUGUGAAGACUGGAGUCUGUUCAGCAGCUCGUUUUUUGGGUCUUAGUGGCGCGGAAUAAAAAAUCCGAGAGCAGACUUUUGCUCCCGGUCUUGGUUGAAGCACUGGAGUGACAAUAUGCCGCAGGGGCAGAUCCCCCUGAUAGAUCCAAAGAUCAAACCGCAAAAGAACUGACUCAGCUGAGUUUCCAUCAGCUUUACUGUCUGUCGGCGGCUCAUGUUGACUCAGAGCUCAAUGUUGAUGUGAAAAAACGUAUUUUGGCAGACUGUGCUGCUUUUUUUUCAGUUUUUUCCCCCCCUGUGAACUCUGCACUACUGAGGAACAAGGCAGUUCUGGCCACAGCUCGCUCCACUUGCCAAUAAGCUGUGUGUGUGUGUGUGUGUGUGUGUGUGUGUUAUGUUUAGUUUAUGUAUAUUUUGCAUGAUUUUUGCAUGUCUUGUACAUGCACCAAAUGGACAGUUGUCUUUUAAAAAAUGUCCUCUUCUCUGGCAGAGUAUUUUCUAUAUCAUAUGUUUUAAAUGACCUAAUGACACUGAGUUGCAUUUCCAUUUGAAUCUUAGGUUCUUACAGGAGACCUGUUAUGCUUUCUUUUGUUUUUUCUUUCCUUCAGUGUGUUACGGGCUCUUGUGCAUGUAAAAUGUCUCAAUAGUUAAAAAAGUCCCAAAGUCUGCGAGAGUGAGAGCUCCAGUCUCCCACAGAAAACACUGCUCCUGAAACGCCUCACCAGUAGGCCCGCCUUUAAUUCUGUGACUUUGUGACAUCACACAUUUGCAUAGUUUAUGCAAAUAUUCAUGCUGGAACUGAAGCAAACUGGAAGCUGAAAACAAAACAGAGCCCACUGUAGACAUAGUGCUGGCUCAGGCAUGUGCAAGCUGACCAAUUGGAGCAGACUGGGUAUUCGGAAGGUCUAAACCCAUUCUAGCAGUAACCCAGAAUAAAAUCUGGGACAUGCAAUGCACAUUGUCUCCUUUAAGAUUUUUUGGGAAAACUCCUAAACAUUCCAGGAUGUUGAUGAAAAUUUGCCAAACACCUCCGCUUGAGUCUUUAGUUGACAUUUGGUUUGGAAAUGGAUUUUGAUUUUGUUUAUAUCUGUCCUCUGUCGUCUUCCUUGAUAUCCCCAGGGUUUAUUGACUUUACUCAGGAUGAUGUGACUACUGUGUGACUGCUGACACUCUAAUAAACUGUGACUUUUACCUCUG
Acanthopagrus latus (yellowfin seabream) is the source of this 1669-nucleotide messenger RNA. RefSeq lists its product as uncharacterized. The transcript is spliced from 5 exons. The record is from RefSeq and is a predicted model, not a curated record. Lineage: Eukaryota; Metazoa; Chordata; Actinopteri; Spariformes; Sparidae. Bases 221 to 478 code for a protein of 85 amino acids.